Molecule: messenger RNA, 990 nt
Organism: Peronospora farinosa
Lineage: Eukaryota; Oomycota; Peronosporomycetes; Peronosporales; Peronosporaceae
Source: the annotation of a GenBank genome assembly
AUGCGACCACGUCUCUUCCCUUCGCUUGUGGCGUUCUCGCUAUUGACCGCCCUCGUGGUCUCCCAACCCGACAAUAAUGAUAACAAAAUCACGCCUGAUCCUGCUGACGCCUUGUCCGCCAAUACUGCGGCUUUUCAACGUGCAGACCCCGACCAUAACGGCAUUGUGGAUCCAACUGAAUUUGCGACCUUUACGUCGUCUCUUAAGCAAGCAAUUGACCCAAUUCUGGGCCCAUUAUCGACUGAAACAGCCACGAAUUCGAUCAACAGUGGCAGUGCACGGACCAAGUUACGAACAGGUGGUCCACACAAGUUCUGGUCAGGCUUUGGGAGCGGCAUGUUGACCAUUUGGGCGACGGAAAUUGGGGACAAGACGUUCUUUAUUGCAGCAAUUUUGAGCAUGAGGAAGGACCGUAUUAUCGUGUUUGCAGGAGCAAUUGGUGCCUUGAUUGUGAUGACGGUAUUAUCAGUGAUUAUGGGCGUAGUGGCGACUAAAUUCCUACCACCAAGUGUGACACACUACCUCGGUGGCGUGUUGUUUGUGGUGUUUGGGGUCAAGAUGUUGUACGAUGCACGAGAGAUGAACGCGGUGGGUCCAUCGGAUGAGUUGACGGAAGUGGAGGAAGAACUUAUGGGGAAGAAGGACGAAGACGCCAUCCAGGUCGAACAAGUGGAGGAAGGGAUGCUCAAGACAGAGCCUAUGACGGACGGUAUGAUGCAGGUGUUCUCACAGACGUUUUUCAUGACGUUCCUGGCGGAAUGGGGCGAUCGCUCACAAAUUGCGACGGUGACGCUGUCAGCUACCAAAGACGCGUUCGGUGUCACGCUCGGCGCGAUCCUCGGUCACUCGAUGUGCACGGGCAUUGCUGUCGUGGGCGGCAAGUUCCUGGCCACGCGCAUCUCAGAACGGACUGUGACACUUGUAGGUGGCGUCAUUUUUGUGCUAUUUGCACUGCACUCGUUCGUGACAGGACCCAGUGUGUCGGAGUAG